Messenger RNA from Fukomys damarensis (Damara mole-rat), 1019 nucleotides. RefSeq names its product olfactory receptor 11G2. The record is from RefSeq and is a predicted model, not a curated record. Gene Ontology annotation, molecular function: G protein-coupled receptor activity; olfactory receptor activity. Gene Ontology annotation, biological process: G protein-coupled receptor signaling pathway. The transcript has 2 exons. NCBI's taxonomy places the organism in Eukaryota, Metazoa, Chordata, Mammalia, Rodentia, Bathyergidae. The coding region runs from base 78 to 1019 and encodes 313 amino acids. Gene Ontology annotation, cellular component: membrane.
CCUGCUCAGCAUGUUUCAGGGGGUCCCCUCUACUGCUCUUUGAACAGGGAAGACAAAUAGUAAAAGCUCACAGACACAUGAAAAGCUUCCACAGCCCCAGCAACUCCAGCACCAUCACCGGCUUCAUCCUCCUGGGCUUCCCCUGCCCCCGGGAGGGGCAGAUCCUCCUCUUUGUGCUCUUCUCUGUUGUCUACCUCCUCACCCUCAUGGGCAAUGCUUCCAUCAUCUGUGCCGUGCACUGGGAUCUGAGACUGCACACGCCCAUGUACAUCCUGCUGGCCAACUUCUCCUUCCUGGAGAUCUGGUACGUCACUUCCACAGUCCCCAACAUGUUGGCCAACUUCCUCUCUGACACCAAGGUCAUCUCCUUCUCUGGGUGCUUUCUCCAGUUCUACUUCUUCUUCUCCUUGGGUUGCACUGAAUGCUUUUUCCUCGCGGUUAUGGCCUUUGAUCGGUUCCUUGCCAUCUGCAGGCCUCUACACUAUCCGUUCAUGAUGACCAGACGUCUCUGCACCAAUCUUGUGUUAGGCUGCUGGAUACUUGGUUUCCUGUGGUUCUUGAUUCCCAUCAUCAUCGUCUCCCAAAUGUCCUUUUGUGGGUCCAGGAUAAUUGAUCACUUCCUGUGUGACCCAGGUCCUCUGUUAGCCCUGACUUGCAGAAAAUCUGUGGUGAUAGAGUUUGUCAUCUCCACCUUAUCUGCUGUAGCAGUUGUUAUUCUCUUGCUUUACAUCAUGGGGACUUAUGCUUUGAUUUUAAAAGCUGUACUGAAAGUCCCUUCAGCAGCUGGUAAAAGAAAGGCUUUUAACACCUGCGGGUCUCACAUGGCAGUGGUUUCCCUAUUCUAUGGCUCAGUACUAGUGAUGUAUGGGAGCCCAACAUCUGGGCAUAAAGCUGGGAUGCAGAAGAUUGUGACUCUCUUUUAUUCUGUUUUGACCCCUCUCCUUAACCCUGUGAUAUAUAGUUUUAGGAACAAAGAUAUGAAAAAAGCCCUCCAGAAAUUUCUAGGAACAUCAAAAUGA